Messenger RNA from Eupeodes corollae, 3356 nucleotides. It is a transcript of the gene cert, whose product is annotated as ceramide transfer protein. Gene Ontology annotation, molecular function: phosphatidylinositol-4-phosphate binding. The coding region runs from base 554 to 2359 and encodes 601 amino acids. Gene Ontology annotation, cellular component: Golgi apparatus. NCBI's taxonomy places the organism in Eukaryota, Metazoa, Arthropoda, Insecta, Diptera, Syrphidae. The record is from RefSeq and is a predicted model, not a curated record. The transcript is spliced from 10 exons. Gene Ontology annotation, biological process: ER to Golgi ceramide transport.
UCGUUGUCGUUUUGAAGGUUGCAAACUGAAAAGAAGGAAUACUUUUUGUUUCUCCACAACCAAUGAACUUGCUCGUGUAUAUUUUUGUACAAAGAUUUAUUAUUCGUGUUUCAUUUUCCUUUAAUCUGCAACCCCUAUUCAUCAACACAAAGUGUAAUAUCUGCCAGACAAUCAGACGAGAAUAAAUAAAUAACAAAAACAACAAAAAAAAAGAAAGAAAACAAAACGAAAUCCUACUUUUUAUUUGUACGCACAAAGCCUCAGCUACGCUACGCUAAUUAGAUAUCAAUAAAGAAGUAAAAAUAAAAAUUAAGACUGUGCGCCCGCUCCGCUCCAGUUGUAAUCAAAAUCAAAUGACAAAUUAUUCGUGGCCAGUGAGGUCAUAUCCGUAUACUUAACUACAAUCUUUUUACCUACAAGAAAAACCCACUCGUUAAAAGGAGCUCUCCAAAAAGAGUCCAAAGUGCUUCACUUCGCUCCAAUCUUAAUCUAAGAAUCUAAGUGUUCCGGGAUACAAAUAGGGAUAGCAAAAACCUCUUGGUUGACAGAGAACAUGGACGAAAACAGUUCAACGACGACAAAUAGCAAUAGCACUGCAUUAACUUCCACCAUCGAAGGCGGUCACAAUUCGGCCAGUGAGGAAUCCGAUCAGGAAUUCCUCGACAAUACUGUCGAGUUGCGGGGAUACUUGAGCAAAUGGACAAACUACAUCUAUGGCUGGCAACCGAGAUAUAUCGUCCUAAAGGAUGGCACUCUGUCGUACUACAAGAGCGAAUCGGAAAGUGAUUUUGGAUGCCGUGGAGCUAUCAGCCUUAGCAAAGCCACAAUAAAGACCUAUGAAUCGGAUGAGUUACGUUUCGAUGUUAUGGUAAACAAUUACAACAAUUGGUGCCUUCGGGCAGAAAAUCCAGACGAUCGAAUGCACUGGGUUGAAGCUUUACAAUUGUAUAAAGAAGAAUCAGCUAGUACAGAUACACAAUCAUUGCGCCGACAUGGGAGUACAAUGUCCCUACAAUCAAACACAUUAUCAGCUGCCAGCGGUAGUAGCCUAAAGAAAACACAAAGAAAUCUAAAGGAAAAAGUUGGUGAAAUCGAAACGUUCAAAGACAUUUUAUUCGGACAAAUUGAAACGUUGCAAAGAUAUUUUGAUGCUUGUGCUGAAAUAAACAAAUCAACAGGAAAACCCCUCGAUUUGGGCGAUGGAUUGAAACCUAUAGAUUUUAAAGGUGAAUCGAUAACAUUUCGUGCUACAACAGCUGGUGUCAUAACCACACUUCAACACUGCCUUGAAAUUAUUGCCGAACGGGACGAAUCUUGGAGAAAAAAAUUAGAUAAGGAGACUGAAAAAAGGCGUAAAACUGAUGAAUUAAACAGAAAGUACAAAGAUGAAAUAGAAAAAUUAAAGAACAUCUCAUAUCCAGGUCCUGAUUUUGAGGAAGGACCCAAUUCUACUCUACCAGAAGAUGAAUUCUUUGAUGCUGUUGAAACUGGCCUGGAUCGAAUCGAAGAGGACAUGCAAUUGAGAGUUAAAUUGAAACUGCAAUCGCAGUUAUCACAAACCCUGGUAAAUGUACCCCAUCAGGCGCAAAAUGAAACCGAAGAUGGACAAGAUGAAUUCGGAACAGGGACCAUUGCUAGACAGCAUGAACUUUGGCCAGAAAUUGAUCGAGUGUGCAAAGAACAACUUCACUAUGCCCGGGAGGGUGUUGGCCAAGGUGGUAAUGGUUGGCAAAUAUUUGCCGAUGAAGGUGAAAUGAAAAUGUACAAACGCGAAGAAGAAGUUAAUGGAAUGGUUAUGGAUCCAUUGAAAGCUUGUCAUGUUGUCAAAGGUGUAACUGCCCGAGAGAUGUGUCAUUAUUUCUUUAUGCCAGAGUUCCGAAAUGAUUGGGAAACAACAUUGGAAGACUGCACAAUUUUGGAGAAAAUCUCUCCAGAAACUUUAGUAUUCUUGCAAACACACAAACGAGUAUGGCCCGCAAAUCAGAGGGAUGCAUUAUUCUGGUCGCACAUGAGGAAAAUCACAGAUAAUUUGGAAAAAGAUGCAACAGAUGUUUGGAUUGUUUGUAAUAAUUCAACCGAACGAGUUGGUUACCCGCCCAAUACUGGUAAAUGCAUUCGGAUAUUCCUUACAGUCAUUCUUGUAUGUCAAACAAAUUUAACACCUGGAAAAACAAAGAACGAUAAACUUACAAGAGAUGACCUGACCUGUAAAAUAACAUAUUGCUCAGUUGUAAAUCCCGGCGGUUGGGCCCCAGCAUCAGCACUACGAGCAAUAUACAAACGAGAAUAUCCGAAGUUCCUGAAACGAUUCACUCAUUACGUGAUAGACCAGUGUAAAGAUAAGCCAAUUAUGUUCUGAUAUUUGUCGGGCUUAAUUUUAUUUCAUUUUGUAUUUAUAUAAUAAUUAAAAAACAAACACCAGAAACAAAUAAAAUUAAAAAAGCAGUUAUCGUAAGACUAUUUUAAUGUAUGAUGUAUUUGUUUGAAACAAUUAAAUUUGUAAAAGCUUUUACUUUUGUUUAUAUAUAUUUACUAUUUUUAUACAAUUUAUAUUAAAAAUAAUAAAACAAAAAUAAAAUAAAUUGUUUGUUAUAAAAUUAUAAGAAAGUGAAUGUGUGUGUGUGUAUUGUUUUGAUUUUGUGAAAUAAACACACAAACCAUAAAACAAACAAGACAACAAUAAAAUAUCACACGUAACUGUUGCACUAAAUUAAAGUUAACUUUUUUUUUUAAUUUUAAUUUCACAUUAACUCAUAAAAUCAGUUUGAAUUUAUUUUUUUGUUUUACCAUAAAAUUUAGUUUUAAAUCUUUCUUUUUCAAAUGAAAUUAAAUAUUUAUAUUUUUAAUGAUGUUGUGAGGAAAUGUUUAUGUUUAUCACUCAUAACAAAUUCUAAGUGUCUUUUUACAACUUUUAAAGAAACGUGUUUUUAUAAAUAACAGAAAUGUAUAUUUAUCAUAAAAAAAAAUAUAAAUAAUAAAUUUAAAAAAAUGCCUUCCUGUUAUAUCUUAUAUUAUAUACUUUGAUUUUAUUCUUUAUUUAAUUUUUCUAAACAUUUUUAACUAUAAUUCAUAUAAUUAUCACUGUAAAGAAGCACAUAACCACACAAAAGAAAAACCCAAAUCGUCUUUAUAGAUUUUAGCUUUUUUUCUAUGCUAUACAUUGAUAGCUUUAAAUGUGAUCAAAAUUAUAAUGAUAAUGUAUUAUAUAAACCAUUUUUUGGAAAAUUAAAAACAAACAAAAAAACAAAAACACAAAAUGUAAAAUAAUGUCUUUUUCUAAUAAUAAUAAUAAUUAUAUAAAUAAAAAUAAUAAUAAAUACCAUACAUUAACAUAACUAAUGUUGUAUGUGUCUUUA